Messenger RNA from Closterium sp. NIES-65, 2685 nucleotides. The record is from the annotation of a GenBank genome assembly. NCBI's taxonomy places the organism in Eukaryota, Viridiplantae, Streptophyta, Zygnematophyceae, Desmidiales, Closteriaceae.
AUGACCCAUCACUCCCAACUGCCCCAUUCUCCCGCUUUCCAACUCAUUCUCCCUCUUUUCAUCACCCCGCCCCAUUCUCCCUCUUUCCAUCACCCCACCCCAUCCUUCCUCUUUCCAUCGCCCCGCCCCAUUCUUCCGCUUUUCAUCACCCUGUCCCAUUCUCCCUCUUUCCAUCACCCCUCCCCAUUCUCCCGCUUCCCAUCAUCCCGCCCCAUUCUCCCGCUUUCCAUCACCCCGCCCCAUUCUCCCGCUUUCCAUCACCCCGCCCCAUUCUCCCUCUUUCCAUCACCCCGCCUUAUUCUCCCGCUUUCCAUAACCCCGCCCCAUUCUCCCGCUUUCCAUCACCCCGCCCCAUUCUCCCGCUUUCCAUCACCCCGCCCCAUUCUCCCGCUUUCUAUCACCCCGCCCCAUUCUCCCGCUUUCCAUCACCCCGUCCCAUUCUCCCGCUUUCCACCACCCCGCCCCAUUCUCCCGCUUUCUAUCACCCCGCCCCAUUCUCCCUCCUUCCAUCACCCCGCCCCAUUCUCCCUCCUUCCAUCACCCCGCCCUAUUCUCCCUCCUUACAUCACCCCGCCCCAUUCUCCCGCUUUCUAUCACUCCGCCCCAUUCUCCCGCUUUCCAUCACCCCGCCCCAUUCUCAAGCUUUCCAUCACCCCGCCCCAUUCUCCCGCUUUCCAUCACCCCGCCCCAUUCUCCCGCUUUCCAUCACCCCGCCCCAUUCUCCCGCUUUCCAUCACCCCGCCCCCUUCUCCCUCCUUCCAUCACCCCGCCCCAUUCUCCCUCCUUCCAUCACCCCGCCCCAUUCUCCCGCUUUCUAUCAGCCCGCCCCAUUCUCCCGCUUUCCAUCACCCCGCCCCAUUCUCCCGCUUUCCAUCACCCCGCCCCAUUCUCCCUCUUUCCAUCACCCCGCCUUAUUCUCCCGCUUUCCAUAACCCCGCCCCAUUCUCCCGCUUUCCAUCACCCCGCCCCAUUCUCCCGCUUUCCAUCACCCCGCCCCAUUCUCCCGCUUUCUAUCACCCCGCCCCAUUCUCCCGCUUUCCAUCACCCCGUCCCAUUCUCCCGCUUUCCAUCACCCCGCCCCAUUCUCCCGCUUUCUAUCACCCCGCCCCAUUCUCCCUCCUUCCAUCACCCCGCCCCAUUCUCCCUCCUUCCAUCACCCCGCCCCAUUCUCCCGCUUUCUAUCACUCCGCCCCAUUCUCCCGCUUUCCAUUACCCCGCCCCAUUCUCAAGCUUUCCAUCACCCCGCCCCAUUCUCCCGCUUUCCAUCACCCCGCCCCAUUCUCCCGCUUUCCAUCACCCCGCCCCAUUCUCCCGCUUUCCAUCACCCCGCCCCCUUCUCCCUCCUUCCAUCACCCCGCCCCAUUCUCCCUCCUUCCAUCACCCCGCCCCAUUCUCCCGCUUUCCAUCAGCCCGCCCCAUUCUCCCGCUUUCCAUCACCCCGCCCCAUUCUCCCGCUUCCCAUCACCCCACCCCAUUCUCCCGCUUUCCAUCACCCCGCCACAUUUUCCCGCUUUCUAUCACCCCGCCCCAUUUUCCCUCCUUCCAUCACCCCGCCCCAUUCUCCCGCUUUCCAUCACCCCGCCCCAUUCUCCCGCUUUCCAUCACCCCGCCCCAUUCUCCCGCUUUCCAUCACCCCGCCCCAUUCUCCCGCUUUCCAUCACCCCGCCCCAUUCUCCCGCUUUCCAUCAUCCCGCCCCAUUCUCCCUCCUUCCAUCACCCCGCCCCAUUCUCCCGCUUUCCAUCACUCCGCCCCAUUCUCCCUCCUUCCAUCACCCCGCCCCAUUCUCCCUCCUUCCAUCACCCCGCCCCAUUCUCCCGCUUUCCAUCACCCCGCCCCAUUCUCCCGCUUCCCAUAACCCCACCCCAUUCUCCCGCUUUCCAUCACCCCGCCACAUUCUCCCACUUUCCAUCACCCCGCCCCCUUCUUUCUCCUUCCAUCUCCCCGCCCCAUUCUCCCUCCUUCCAUCACCCCACCCCAUUCUCCCGCUCUUCAUCAGCCCGCCCCAUUCUCCCGCUUUCCAUCACCCCUCCCCUUUCUCCCGCUUUCCAUCUCCCCACCCCAUUCUCCCGCUUUCCAUCACCCCGCCCCAUUCUCCCGCUUUCCAUCACCCCGCCCCAUUCUUCCGCUUCCCAUCAUCCCGCCCCAUUCCCCCGCUUUCCAUCACCCCUCCCCAUUCUCCCUCCUUCCAUCACCCCGCCCCAUUCUCUCGCUUUCCAUCACCCCGCCCCAUUCUCCCGCUUUCCAUCACCCCGCCCCAUUCUCCCGCUUUCCAUCACCCCGCCCCAUUCUCCCUCCUUCCAUCACCCCGCCCCAUUCUCCCGCUUUCUAUCACCCUGCCCCAUUCUCCCUCCUUCCAUCACCCCGCCCCAUUCUCCCUCAUUCCAUCACCCCGCUCCAUUCUCCCGCUUUCCAUCACCCCGCCCCAUUCUCCCGCUUCCCAUAACCCCACCCCAUUCUUCCGCCCGCCCCAUUCCCCCGCUUUCCAUCACCCCGCCCCUUUCUCCCGCUUUCCAUCUCCCCGCCCCAUUCUCCCGCUUUCCAUCACCACGCCCCCUUCUUCCUCCUUCCAUCACCCCGCCCCAUUCUCCCUCCUUCCAUCACCCCGCCCCAUUCUCCCUCCUUCCAUCACCCCGCCCCAUUCUCCCGCUUUCCAUCACCCCGCCCCAUUCUCCCGCUUCCCAUAA